AUGACUAAUUUGGCAAAUACGAUGCAAGCCAACGCUGCUGCGAGUAUGCAAGCUGUGGAAAGGAUGGGUCAACCAAUGGGAAACGAAAAUGGAGAUGGGAAUGGAGACAGAAAUGGAAAAAGAGACAGUAACAACUUGGGAGGUGUUCCGAUGACCUUGGCUUCAUUCCUCAAGGUGUUUGCUGUGAACGCCAAUGAUGCUGCUAAGGCAGAUCCUUUGAUGAGAGGUAACUGUUUAUUUGGUGAGAAAACAUUGGUUGCAUUGUAUGUUACUGGAGCUUCGCAUUUGUUUAUUGCAUUUGAUAAAGUUGGAGAACUAGGAUUAAAAGUGUUAGAAUUAGCUUUUGAUUUACAUGUGCAUACCCCAUAUCAAACGAUUAUGACAAAGUUAGGUCGUAGGCAAGUAUCUUUCAAGCUUGAGUAUAAAGGCUUUGUUCAUGAUUUAAUCUGUUUGCCAAUGGUUGGGUUGGAGAUGAUUUUAGGGUUUGAUUGGAUGUCCAAGAAUUGGGUAUUGUUGGAUUGCUUUGAGCAAUCAAUAUGGUUUUUUCCGAAAGGAGAAGGUGGAGCAGUGGUAGCUGAGGGUUAUUACCCGAACUCUGUGUUGGUGAACUAUAGUGGAGAAGAGUGUCAGGGUUAUAUAUUAUUGGCUCCAAGUGCGUUAGGUGAUGAACAGAGGUUAGGUCAAAUUCUGAUAGUUAAGGAGUUUCCAGAAGUGUUUGAUGCCAGGGCAUCUUAG
This is a messenger RNA of Arachis ipaensis, 735 nucleotides long. RefSeq lists its product as uncharacterized. The record is from RefSeq and is a predicted model, not a curated record. Lineage: Eukaryota; Viridiplantae; Streptophyta; Magnoliopsida; Fabales; Fabaceae.